Messenger RNA from Mus caroli (Ryukyu mouse), 4984 nucleotides. It is a transcript of the gene Slc2a9, whose product is annotated as solute carrier family 2 member 9. Gene Ontology annotation, biological process: dehydroascorbic acid transport. Gene Ontology annotation, cellular component: plasma membrane. The record is from RefSeq and is a predicted model, not a curated record. NCBI's taxonomy places the organism in Eukaryota, Metazoa, Chordata, Mammalia, Rodentia, Muridae. Gene Ontology annotation, molecular function: D-glucose transmembrane transporter activity.
CUCGGUCACCCGGGCAGCCCUCUAAGAUUCGAUUUACGAUAGUCCGUCUGAAGAGGGACAUCUGACCUUCAGGGAUCCUGUCCUCAACAAUAAGCAAUAUAAGGGUGGGGUAGAAAACAAGUUGGUUCCCCAAGACAGCCACAGGGUGACACAGGGCCUUGUCACCCUCCCUGAUAGAGUGCCCAGCUGUUCUUGCACGUGUGUGUUAACCACCUGUAUCCUGGUGCUCUUGAACUUGUCCAGGGUGAAACGGGAAGUUUUAAGUUGGAUAGGGGUCACCUGAUGCAUCUCAGCAAGCUUUUACUAGCUGACGAGAACUGUCGCAGUGGAAAAGAAAACAGCACAGAGGGAAGCUGGGGAGCAGGCGAGGGAGAAAGGAGACCAUGACUGUGAAGUCCUUGGUGUGAAGGAAUACGGCUAUCCCCAACUUCUCUUCUGCAGAUCCCUCCUGCACCUUAGGCCCCAGCCAUGUAGGCUUUUUUCCUGUCACCAGCAUUAACUAUCUGGCUAUCUGUGCCUGCAGAAGGUGUCCCAGGGUGAGGAAUGUCAGGCUGAGCAGUUACCUGGGCUCUGUGAAUUCCUGGCAUGAACUGAGGCUGGUCUUUCUCAUCCAGGGUGGUUUCUGCUUACCCUGGACAGCAUUGUCUCCUUGCAUUACCCUGGACAGCAUUGUCUCAUCUGGGCUGGAUGCCUUCACGUGCAUGUGACAAUCACGUCCCCAGAAGUUUCCUUUCUCACCUUCUUUAUCUCCACAUGUCCUUUCCAGACACAGCUUCUCAGAGUCUUGUGUGGGGACUUGAACACUGCUCCUCACUCUCUACACAUUCCUCAUUGACCAAGCCUGCUUCUGUCCCCUCCCAUCCUAUCAGAACACAUAAUUUACGCAGCCUGUCUUGACCAUGGCUCCCUGAAGAUACUUCUCUGACUGACACCGGAGCACACUGACCACAGAGUAAAUUAAUUCUCAGGCUGUCCUGGUGCAUACAAGGUCGUUGUCUCGUUACGCGUUACGCUUUUAUUGAGCCAGUUAGGACCUGCAGAGAGGGCCACAGACAUCGCUGCACGCUGCUCUGCCCAUUUGCUCUUUGAGCAGCAGAACUGACUCUGCAAGACAAUUAGAGAAAGAUCAAUAUUUCAUUUUGCCCUGACAGAAUGGAAGCUCAGAGCACGGCCAAGACUUGCCUGUGGACACAGAUAAGAGGAGGAGUCAGUGCUGGAACCCAUCCAGCUUCUAAGGAGAAAGCCAGCGACCUUUGGCCUUGAUUCUUAGGAGGUUUCUCUGGGUUUGUGCCAGCUGCCCCAUCCAGAGCUCUGGCCUUCUUAGAGAGAAUCGUGAAGGGGGAAAAAAGCCAAACAAAACAAAACGAAACCAAAAAACCAUGACUUGGGUGUGACUCCGGGGAGCGAAGCUGUCUCAGUUGCUCAGGAGCAGGGGAGCAAUGUUGCUCGCUUCCUGUUCAGGCAUGAUCACAGAGCCACGCUUCCUGCUCUGCCCUCCUUCCUGUGGACUCUGCCUCCUCACUGCAGAGAUGCCCUGGCAAACCCAGGGUCCUGGAGCCAGGAAGAAAAAAAGAUGGAUUCCAGGGAGCUUGCUUUAGCUUCCCUGAUGUGUGACACCGGUGGCCCUGGGGAGCUCUCUGUGGGUCACCAGCAGAGGAGGACAAAGAACUGGUCCUUCUCGCUCGUUGUGGCAGCUCUCGUGGGAGCCUUCGGGUCCUCCUUCCUCUACGGGUACAACCUCUCCGUGGUGAACGCGCCCACGCCGUAUAUCAAGGCCUUUUACAAUGAAACCUGGUACAGGAGGCAUGGACAGCCCAUUGACCCGGAUACCCUGACUCUGCUCUGGUCUGUGACUGUGUCCAUAUUUGCGAUUGGUGGCCUGGUGGGAACGCUGAUGGUGAAGAUGAUUGGAAAGUUUCUUGGGAGGAAGUCCACAUUGCUGGUCAACAAUGGAUUUGCCAUUUCCGCAGCGUUGCUGAUGGCAUGCUCACUCCGGGCAGGAACCUUUGAGAUGCUCAUUGUGGGACGGUUCAUCAUGGGCGUGGAUGGAGGCAUUGCACUCAGCGCGCUCCCCAUGUAUCUCAACGAGAUCUCACCCAAGGAGAUCCGGGGCUCUCUGGGCCAAGUGACUGCCAUCUUCAUCUGCAUUGGCGUGUUUUCUGGACAGUUGCUGGGCCUGCCGGAGCUGCUGGGAAGGGAGAGCACCUGGCCAUACCUGUUCGGAGUGAUCAUUGUCCCUGCCUUGGUCCAGCUGGCAAGCCUGCCAUUUCUCCCUGAGAGCCCACGCUACCUUCUCUUUGAAAAGCACGAUGAAGCAGGAGCCAUGAAAGCCUUCCAAACAUUUCUGGGGAAAGCAGAUGUCUCCCAAGAGCUGGAGGAGGCCCUGGCCGAGAGCCGCGUGCAAAGGAACCUCCGCCUGGUGUCUGUGCUGGAGCUUCUGAGGGCACCCUUUGUCCGCUGGCAGGUCAUCACGGUCAUUGUCACCAUGGCCAGCUACCAACUAUGUGGACUCAAUGCGAUCUGGUUCUACACAAACAGCAUCUUUGGGAAAGCUGGGAUCCCUCAGGACAAGAUCCCAUACAUCACCCUGAGCACGGGAGGAAUUGAGACACUGGCUGCUAUCUUCUCUGGCUUGGUCAUUGAGCGCUUAGGAAGGAGACCUCUCCUCAUUGGUGGCUUCGGGCUGAUGGCCCUAUUCUUUGGGACCCUCACCGCAACACUGACCCUGCAGGACCAAGCUCCCUGGGUCCCUUACCUCAGCAUUGUGUGCAUCUUGGCCAUCAUUGCCUCGUUCUGCAGCGGUCCAGGUGGGAUCCCGUUCAUCCUGACCGGAGAGUUCUUCCAACAGUCAGAGCGACCGGCAGCCUUCAUUAUCGCAGGCACAGUCAACUGGCUCUCAAACUUCGUUGUAGGGCUCCUUUUCCCUUUCAUCCAGAAAAGCCUGGACUCCUACUGCUUCCUCGUCUUCGCCACAAUAUGUAUCACAGGUGCUACCUACUUCUAUUUUGUCCUCCCGGAGACCAAGAACAAAACCCAUGCAGAAAUCAGCCAGGCAUUUGCCAAGAGGAACAAGGCUCACCCCCCAGAGGUGAAGGCUGAUUCAGCCAUGACAGAGGAGAAGGCCAACAGCCAGACUGAACCCGAUUCAUCCUCCACACUGGACAGCUAUGGCCAAAACAAAAUUGUCUAAAUGUGUGUUCUUGCUAUAGUAACCUAAGACUUUCCAAAACACUUAGAAGGUUUCAGGUGACCAAAGCCAUGUGAGACUCUUAUACUGGGGAGUCAGGAAGAAACCUGUGGGAAUCGAACCUCACAGUUGCACGUCCAAACUCCCCUGGAAGCAUUCCCUAGGUUUCCUACACUCACCAUACUAUAUACACCAAGGGCUGCCUUCCUCAUGACUGAACCCAUAGUUUUGAAAUAAAGUUGGGGGAAAGGGAACAGGUUGCCUUCUCAUAGGAAAACAUCUGGUCUGAUGUACACUUACUUGUUGUACUGGGAAUGGCAGCCUGGGGCUUGUCUCAGCUGUGCUGUUGCUAAGCAAGCCUGACCUUCCCUCAGCCUCUAGCCUCCAGGCCCCCAGAUCUUGGAAGGCUUUCCGACUUUCUCUUUCACAGGAAGAUUCUUUGUCCCACUAACAAAUGUCUGUUGCUAAUCUUUGGCUCCGCCCUAUGGACCUGAGGCUUAGGAACACUUCAUACCAACCCACCACACUGCUGAUCUUACCAAGGCAGGCUCUGCCCCCAGCACUCAAGGCUUUGAGACCUGAGGCUGUCUUUAGUUCAGACUGUUACAGAGAGCACACAGAGAAUCAACCAGUCAUAUGAAAAAGAACUUUGUGGUACCUAGGGGGGCAGAGUGUGCAAAGUGGACCCUGAACACUGAGAAUGACUCUGAGACUACGUCUAGGUUUGAUGGGAAAGAACACUGGGAUCGAUUGAUGAUGUCUGUCCUGGAUGUAGGAAUGACAGCCUCAGGUCCCAAGCCUUGUGUUUGCAAUGUGAAGAUAACAAACUGCCUGGAAAGACACUCGACAUCACUCCUAGUGCUCAGGUAAAGGCUGGGGUGGCAGGGAUCACCUGUCUCAACCGUUGUUUAGGAAGUCAAAGAGGCGGUUCUAGAGAAGGGUGUUUGAGUGGGUGUCUGGUUGGGGCAAUUUGCAUCUUGCUGUCGUCAUGUUUGGCUGAAUCCCUUCUUCUGCCUCCAAAACAAAGUACAUAUGACAAAUGUCAUAAGCAAAUGGCAGGCACAUGAACUGGCAUUGGCAUGUUUAAGUUUAGGAUGCCUUAGAGGGUAUGUGGUUCCAGGAAGGGAAGUCUCCAGACCAGGCAACAUUGCUGUUUUCCUGACCGUUCUGGAUGAAGAUGGCCUUAACUAAAACCUGUGUUCUGACUUUUCCCUCCCCGUUGAACACUCUUCAUCUUGGGCCUCUCCUUGGUGCAUUCCCAGCUCAGGGAACCAUACCAUCCAGCCCUGGUUUGAACACUGUGUGUCGGUAUAGAGAAUGCAACAUAUAAAUUUGACAAGGGCCUGUCACAAAGGGAACCAAGUAAUUGUAAAACAGAAAUCAUAACAUUUGAAAACUGGCAUUCUCUUGGAGAUUUAAGGAUUGUGUUAAUAAAUAUUAGUCAAUCAUUAUUCUGCCUUGGCUGGGUACUGCAGACAGAGCCAUGGGCAAGGAAACACACUGCCCUGGCCUUCGCACUCUCAUGUCUGACUGAGAAGCACCGUCAAAGCACUAAUGGUGGGAUGCAGUGCCUUCACUGGGGGGUGGGUAUUGGUAGCGGGAAUAGAUGGGAUCUUAGCUGAGAAAGAGGAAUGCCUUCUCAGACAAGGGAUGAACAGAGCCAGGGCCAGUGACCAUGAGGCCGGAGGCCAGCAAUUAUUAUUGUUAUGUUCUUGUAUUUGAAAUUGUAGUGAAGCCACACUAAGGGCAUUUUGAAAAAAAAAAUGAAUCUUAUAAUAAAACUGAUCAUCUCCCUUG